This is a messenger RNA of Ornithodoros turicata, 762 nucleotides long. Its product is annotated as kunitz-type U19-barytoxin-Tl1a-like. NCBI's taxonomy places the organism in Eukaryota, Metazoa, Arthropoda, Arachnida, Ixodida, Argasidae. The coding region runs from base 1 to 762 and encodes 253 amino acids. The record is from RefSeq and is a predicted model, not a curated record. Gene Ontology annotation, molecular function: serine-type endopeptidase inhibitor activity. The transcript has 5 exons.
AUGGUUGCUAGAAGGCAGGGAGGCUGCGUCUACUUCAUCGGGUUCAUAAUCCUUGCAGGUGCCACAUUAGGAGUUGUAGACAGGACAGCGCUGAACGCCGACACGUCGUCGGAUCUCUGUCGACUGAAGCCUGAAGAGGGGCCCUGCAGGGCGUUGAUUCCCAGGUGGUUUAACAACUUUAUCACUGGGAAAUGUGAAGAAUUCUCGUAUGGCGGCUGUGAGGGAAAUGCUAACAACUUUCUCAACAAGCAAGAAUGCGAAGAUAGGUGCAAGUAUGUACCCAAGAAGGCAUGCACUCUGGAUCCCGAAGGAGGUCCCUGCAGAGCGUUGAUCCCGAGAUGGCAUUUCAAUGAGACAGACGGAAGGUGUAAGGAGUUUUCCUACGGAGGAUGUGGUGGGAAUGAAAACAAUUUCAGUUCGCGACAAGCGUGUGAGGACUCCUGCCUUCGCACGAAACAACUGAAGGUCAACAACUACACUAGCAUCAACUACACGAUGGACUGUGAACCUCAACCAUUCAAAAGGAACUGCACGUAUGGUUCAAAGCGUUUCUUCUACAACGCAAGCAAAGAGGCAUGUCAGCCCUUAGAGGAUGGCACCUGCGCUAGAGGGAGAAACAAAUACGAUCAAAAAUCGAAAUGCAGGAUGGCUUGCUUUGGACAUCCUGGUUCGAACAUCACAGGACAGAAAUUCAACAAGAACGAUUACUACAAGGAUGAGACAGACAAGGGGAAACAGGCAUUAAAAAAGAAAAAAUACUGA